AUGGUUGAAGUAAUCAAGGUCCUUGACUAUGUACAAGGUGUUACUCAUGGUGAUUGUCAGGGUGGUGUUGCUGUUAGUGCAGUUGAGGUAGAAGCCUGGAUAGCCACAGUAGUCACGCCUGCUAUCUAUGCGGAAAGGAUAGGAUAUGUUGAUAUGGAGACCUCCACAAGUGAAUGGGACUGGAAGGCAGUCGAGGUAACGUUGAAAGAAGGGCAGGAGAUAACCAAGUUUUUCAAUGAAAAACUAGGCCAAGGAGGGUAUGACUAUGUUUAUAAAGGCACUAUGACAAAUGGACAUGCGGUGGCUAUGAAACUUUUGAAAAAAGACCACUUGGUCUUUGAUGGGCAAGAGUUUUUCAAUGAGGUUGCAAGCAUAGGAAGGACAUCCCAUAUCAACAUUGUUAGUCUUGUAGACUUCUGCUUCCAAGGAUCCAAAGAAACUCUAAUCUAUGACUUGAUGCCCAAUGGUUCACUGGAAAAUAAUAUCUACACUGAAGACCCAAAAACAAUCCUUGGGUGGGUUAAGUUGUUUCAAAUAGCACUUAAUAUUGCUAGGGGUUUGGAGUAUUUACACCGUGGUUGCGGUACUAAAAAUGUUCAUUUUGACAUCAAGCCUCAUUACAUACUCUUGGAUGAAGAUUUCUGUCCUAAGACCUCUGAUUUUGGACUUGCAAAGUUGUGCAUGGUUGGAACUAGAGGAACUUUUGGAUACAUUGCCCCUGAAGUCUUCUCCAGAAACUUUGGAGUUGUUUCCAAUAAAUCAGAUGUUUAUAGUUAUGGCAUGAUGGUCUUAGAAAUGAUGCAUGGGAGGAGGAACAUAAAAGCAACUGCUGUUAGAACUAGUGAAAUCUAUUUUCCAAAUUGGAUUUAUGAACACAAAGAUCAAGAUGGAGAUCUUGGACAGUCAGGGGUGACACCUGAAACUAAAGAGAUUGCAAAGAAGAUGAUCUUGGUUGGUCUUUGGUGCAUACAAACUAGGCCACAGAAUAGACCUUCAAUAAACAAAGUGGCGGUAGAUAUGUUGGAAAGGAAAAUCAUAGACAUUGAGAUGCCUCCAAAACCACACAUGUAUUCUCCCACAAACCAUUAG
Dioscorea cayenensis subsp. rotundata (Guinea yam) is the source of this 1089-nucleotide messenger RNA. RefSeq names its product LEAF RUST 10 DISEASE-RESISTANCE LOCUS RECEPTOR-LIKE PROTEIN KINASE-like 2.1. The record is from RefSeq and is a predicted model, not a curated record. Gene Ontology annotation, molecular function: ATP binding; protein kinase activity. Gene Ontology annotation, biological process: protein phosphorylation. NCBI's taxonomy places the organism in Eukaryota, Viridiplantae, Streptophyta, Magnoliopsida, Dioscoreales, Dioscoreaceae.